Trematomus bernacchii (emerald rockcod) is the source of this 1743-nucleotide messenger RNA. It is a transcript of the gene slc45a2, whose product is annotated as solute carrier family 45 member 2. Gene Ontology annotation, cellular component: membrane. The record is from RefSeq and is a predicted model, not a curated record. Gene Ontology annotation, molecular function: sucrose:proton symporter activity. The transcript has 7 exons. NCBI's taxonomy places the organism in Eukaryota, Metazoa, Chordata, Actinopteri, Perciformes, Nototheniidae. Bases 1 to 1704 code for a protein of 567 amino acids.
AUGACCCUGUUAUCAGAGGACCAGUCUGUGAGUUCUCAGCCCUGCAGAAUCCCAGAGGCCGGUAAACACAUCACUUCUUCCCUGUACCCACAGACAGACUUCACCAAAGAAACCUUCAUGGAAAGUGGGGAAAGUGGUGUUUUUGGAGCCGUGGAGCCUCACAGGCACUCCAGAGGACGCCUAAUUCUCCACGCCACGGUAAUGUUUGGACGGGAGUUCUGUUACGCCGUGGAGGCCGCCUUCGUCACGCCGGUGCUUCUGAGCGUGGGUCUUCCUCGGAGUUUGUACAGCUUGGUGUGGUUGAUCAGCCCCAUUUUGGGCUUCCUGCUGCAGCCGAUCAUCGGCAGCGCCAGCGACUACUGCCGCUCGUCGUGGGGCCGCCGGAGGCCGUACAUCCUGGCUCUGGGGGUCCUGAUGCUGGUGGGACUCAUUCUGUUCCUCAAUGGAGACGCUGUGGUCUCAGAAUUAGUCACGGACAAGUCGUUGAAGAGCACCUGGGCCAUCGUGAUCGUGAUGCUCGGAGUCGUUCUGUUCGACUUCGCUGCAGAUUUCAUCGACGGACCCAUCAAAGCUUACCUGUUCGAUGUGUGCUCACAUUCAGACAAAGAGAGAGGGCUUCACUACCACGCCCUACUCACAGGUCUGGGCGGUGCGUUCGGGUACCUGGUGGGAGCGAUGGACUGGGGCCACUCUGUUCUGGGAGAGGCGCUGGGAUCAGAGUACCAGGUCAUCUUCUUCUUCUCAGCGCUGACCUGGGGAGUCUUCCUCACGCUGCACCUCUUCAGUAUUCCUGAACAGCCUCUGGAUAAAGACCCCUCAGACUCUGGCCCCUCUAAACCCAGUGCCCUCCGCCUGCUGGGAACUCAGAGUAAUGGAUACGGAGCGCUGGUUAAAGAGCCCGUUUCUCCAGUGGGACCCGGACCCGUCACAGACCUCAGGCCCAGAUCCUUCUCUGCUCUGGGGGAAGCCAACUCAGUGACCUCCAGCGCCAAGCAGCCAAACAAAGAGGCCCAGAAGAGGAUGACAUUCAGGUCGAUGAUGAAAGCGUUAAUGAACAUGCCGAGUCAUUACCGCUACCUGUGUGUCAGCCACCUGCUGGGCUGGACCGCCUUCCUCUGCAACAUGCUGUUCUUCACUGAUUUCAUGGGACAGAUCGUGUACAAGGGGAAUCCGUAUGCAGAACAUAACUCCACGGCCUACAGUAGGUAUGAGCGAGGAGUGGAAGUGGGCUGCUGGGGUCUUUGUAUCAACGCUAUUUCCUCCGCUCUCUACUCCUACGUGCAGCGCUUCCUGCUCCCGUACAUCGGUCUGAAAGGAUUAUACUUUGUGGGAUACUUCACGUUCGGCCUGGGAACCAGUCUGAUCGGACUCUUUCCGGACAUGAUCGCCGUGCUCAUCCUCUGCAGCGUGUUCGGAGUGAUGUCCAGCACGCUGUACACCAUCCCCUUCAACCUGAUCGCUGAGUACCAGCUGGAGGAGGAGGAGCAACUGAAGCUGCAGGGAUUACCGGGCCUUCAGCGGGGGUCGGGUGUGGACUGCGCCGCCCUCACCUGCAUGGUGCAGCUGGCUCAGAUCCUCGUGGGCGCCGGACUGGGAGGUCUGGUGAACCUGGCGGGCAGCGUGGUCGUGGUGCCGCUCUCCGCCUCCGUGGUGUCGCUGUUCGGAUGCAUCUUCAUCGCAGUCUUCAUCAAAUACGUGGACUAACUCGAUACAAAACAUGUCUCUGAUUGGCUGAAACACCAA